This is a messenger RNA of Monopterus albus (swamp eel), 1823 nucleotides long. RefSeq names its product transformer-2 protein homolog alpha-like. Gene Ontology annotation, molecular function: RNA binding. The record is from RefSeq and is a predicted model, not a curated record. Lineage: Eukaryota; Metazoa; Chordata; Actinopteri; Synbranchiformes; Synbranchidae. Bases 277 to 1269 code for a protein of 330 amino acids. The transcript has 9 exons.
AAACUCCAAGAAGAAGAAGAAGACCAUUAUGCGCUUAGGUUCCGUUCGACACAUCCAUCAGUUCGGGUGGUUUUGCGGCAUAUUGGGCAGGCGAUUAAGGGAAAUCAUUCGUUAAAGUCCGAUUCCCACAAACUUUUUUUUUUAACAUUUCAGGUGCAUCUAGUUACAUAAAUAUGAGCAACAACGAGAAAGCGUUCAAGGAGGAGGUUGAGGUUGGAAGAAAGAAAAAGGCGGAAGACGUUUCAGAUGUGAAGUUGUUUGAAUUGUUUGAAGCUGAUGGUGUUGAUGCAUGCUAUUGUAAUGGAUGCAGAAAAGAAGCAAUCAAGAUCUCUCCCCACUACUAGUGUUGUAAUGGCAGAUGGUAAAUGGGGGAAGAGGAGGAAAAAAGAAGUCAUAAUGUCAAACAGAAGAAAGAAGAAAUCAAAGGACUCGCGGCACGGCUCAAGGAGUGCGUCCCCUCAGGGCUCAGAGAAAUCCACCAGCCGCUCCCCAGCACGCUCCAAAGAUGGGUCCCGGCAUUCUAGGUCUAGAUCUCGAUCUCGAUCCAGAUCGAAAUCUAGGUCCCGUUCCCAUCGAAGCUCACGCAGGCGCUACUCCCGUUCUCGUUCCCACUCCCACAGACGCCGUUCUAGGAGCAGAUCUCGCAGCUGGGAGUACCGUCGUCGUAGGAGCCAUAGCCGUUCCCCCAUGUCUAAUCGUCGCAGACACAUUGGAAACAGGGCCAACCCAGACCCCAGUGCCUGUCUUGGUGUGUUUGGACUGAGUCUGUACACGACUGAGAGGGAUCUGAGGGAGGUUUUCUCUAAAUAUGGCCCUUUGUCUGAUGUCAAUGUUGUGUAUGACCAGCAGUCACGUCGCUCACGAGGCUUUGCCUUUGUCUACUUUGAAAACUCGGCGGACUCCAAGGAGGCCAAGGAGCGUGCUAAUGGUAUGGAGCUUGAUGGACGCAGGAUCCGAGUGGAUUUCUCCAUAACUAAACGAGCCCAUACUCCCACCCCUGGAAUCUACAUGGGACGUCCCACAUAUGGCGGCAGUGGCAGUGGCAGCGGCAGCAGCAGUGGUGGCAGCGGCAGUGGGUCAUCCCGGCGUGUGUCAAAGGACUAUGACAGAGGCUACGACAGAGGUUAUGACAGAAGUUAUGAUCGGGAGUAUGAUCGCUACGAAGACCGAGAGUACAGGUCAUACAGGCGCCGAUCUCCAUCUCCUUACUACAGCAGAGGGUACCGCUCUCGAUCCCGAUCCCGAUCCUACACUCCACGUCACUACUGAGCAACAAGAAGAGUGUUAUAUUCAGAGUUAUUGUUUGGAUGUUUUAUUCUUUUUUACCAUAUUUUGUAUAUGAUAGGAAUUCUGGGUUUACGUAUUGAAGAUUAAAUGAAACAGUUGUAAAAAUGCGGUCUUUAUGAGUACCACAACAUUAGUGGUGUGUAGAAAAAAUAAUGAAAAAGUAUUUUGCAAAAGAUUAGAUUCAGGUAGGAAUAGUCCAUGCUCAAGAUCUGCAUCAAGUACAGAUCAGUCUUCACUUUUUAUUGAAAAUCUGUUAACACUAAUAAACAGGCUUGUUUAUGAUUAGUGUGGCAGACUUGUUUUUAUACAAGUGUAAUUUUUCUGUGAAACUUAGUUUGCUGUUUGUAUGGAGUCAGUUUGCUGUUUAUAUGGAGCCAGUUUGCUGUUUGUAUGGAGCCAGUUUGCUGUUUGUAUGGAGCCGGUUUCUUAAACUUUCAUGAUCCUAGUUUGCUCAAAUACCAUGUUUCUUAUGUCUUUUUCUGCUGGAAAGUACUUGUUUUGUUGUAUAUGAGCAAUAAAAAUUACUUUGUCAUUGG